Messenger RNA from Rotaria socialis, 2169 nucleotides. Lineage: Eukaryota; Metazoa; Rotifera; Eurotatoria; Philodinida; Philodinidae. The record is from the annotation of a GenBank genome assembly.
AUGAUUAGUAGAUUAGAAAUAUUACCAAAUGAAAUAUUUUUUAAUAUAUUUUCUCAUUUAUCAUGGAACGAAAUAUUAACAUCGUUUUGGUCAUUAAAUGAACGAUUUAAUUCUCUUGUUUGUUCAACUUUUUCAAUGAAUCAAACUGGAAUUAUUAUUGGUCAAACCAAUUUAUCUUAUAAAAUAUUUUUAACAAAACUAUUUCCAUUAAUUUCCAAUUGUUCAUCUCUGAUUAAUUCUAUUCGACAUAUUCAUUUUGAUGGAUCAAAUUCAAAUAGCUAUGAUUUUUUUAAUCAGAAUGAAAAUAUUCAUAAUUAUCCUAAUCUUGAAUCAUUUGUUCUUAAUCAAAUUUAUUUAUCCGAAUUAUUAAUUGAAAAUUUGUCUUUACUUAUUCAAUAUCGAUUAAAGGAACUUACAUUAAUCUUAGAUGAAGAUAUUUUUAAAGUAUUUCGUCUUGAAGAUAAACCUUAUAUUAUGGUUUCUAGUCAAGUAAAAAAGCGAUUGCUGAUGUUCAAAGAUCUUUUAAAUGAAAUAUUUUCUGAAAAAUGUCAAUUAAUUAGUCUUCGGCUUGAUAUUCCCCGCGAUCAUUCUUAUUUGAAUAUUCACCAAUGUUUAUCGUCCUCUGCAAUUUCAAACACAAUUAAAAUUCAAUAUUGUUGUAUGACUCUUCGUUAUGUAGACAUUCGUCUACAUUAUGCAUGUCUUAUUGAACAUCUUAUUGAACAUGUGCCCAAUCUUGAACGAUUAUCAGUUUAUCUUCGGGAAUCGUGGAACAGAAAUAAGUUGUGGGAUUUAACCAUUGGACCAUUUGAAGAAUCGGAUACAAUGCCUGUUAAUAAAAAAUUUGACGUAAAAAGAUUAAAAUAUUUUAUUCUAAAGUGUGGAGUUAAUUAUGAUCGUCAAUUAAAUUAUUUAAAAUGGUUUUUUAACAAUUUGAGUAAUGUUGAAAAAAUGAAAAUUCGUCUUAGAAUAAAUGGAGUUUGCAAGAAAAGUCCAAUAAUAAAUGAGUCAAUUGUUGAUGCGAAUUUUAUAAGAAAAUAUUUAAUGAGCGAUACAAUAAAUAAUUUAAUUCAUUUCAAUUUUUAUAUUAUUUCUAUAUGUAAAUUCUUAUCAAAUUAUACUGAAAGAACAAUUAAUUCAUUUAAAAUUCAUCCUUUUUUCAUUGAACGUCAAUGGACAAAUGUUAAAUGUUUAUUUGAUCCAAUUAAAUUUUAUCAGCAUCUUUCGUCUUCACCGUCUUGUAUCAAUAAUCUAUCAGAAUAUUUUCCUGAUUUAAUUUCUUAUUCGGAUAUAUUUUUUUGGCCAAAUCUCAAAUAUAUUGAAGCAAAUUUUCAUGAAAAAGUUCAUUUAUAUCUCGAACGACUCAAUGAAUUAUUUCCAAAUGUUUCAUGUAUUAAAUUUGAUAUGGGUUCUCAAACAUAUUGUGACAAUUCAAUAGUACCAUUCAAAAUGGAACAACAUAAACUAACAGAUAUUCACUUGCGAUACGUGACAAGAUUCGAUUUUGGAUUAUAUUUUUCUCGUGGAUUCGGAUCUAAUGGUUCGUGCGACGAUCAAAAUAAAGAACGCGCAAAAAUACUUGCACCUCUCAUUUCAAUGCCUGUUCAACUCAGUUAUCUUCGAAUCGAACAAUUUGAAUGGCUUCUACAUAUUAUUCAAUAUGCAUUCGAUGAAUUAGAAGAGAACGCAUUAAUUAACGUACGAUAUCUGGAAUUUUGUGUUCCUAGUUGUACUUAUGGCGAAAAUGAAACAGUUCUUCUUGGAAAAAAUCUUGUACCGUUUCUUAGUAAAUAUAUGCCUUAUUUACAAACAUUGUGUCUUUGGAAACGAGAUGAUUUUCCUUGGUCAUCCAUGGAAAGUUUGAAUGGAGAAAAAUUCUCUGGACAAUCUCCUGAUAUUAGUCAAAAGCCACAUUUUUAUAGACGGAGUGGAAUUUUAGCUCGACGAUGGUUAAAAUAUUUAAAAACAACUGAAUCAAUAAAUCAGCAUGCAACCCGUUUUGAAGAAGAUCUUUGUGAAUUAGUCGAACAAUUGAAACAAUUGGUUUAUCUAGAUAUUCAUGGCGAAAUCAAUGACGAAAAACUCGAAUCUUACCGAUUGAUGGUUCAAAAACGUUUUUCGGACGCACAUUUUUCUAUUGAAAAAUCAAGAUUUCGUCUUUGGAUAUGA